Molecule: messenger RNA, 1371 nt
Organism: Myxocyprinus asiaticus (Chinese sucker)
Lineage: Eukaryota; Metazoa; Chordata; Actinopteri; Cypriniformes; Catostomidae
Gene: trim59
Product: tripartite motif containing 59
Biological process (GO): protein ubiquitination
Molecular function (GO): ubiquitin protein ligase activity
Source: RefSeq, a predicted model, not a curated record
AUGGAUAACCUGGAGGACAAUCUGACGUGUUCCGUGUGUUACUGUCUGUUUACUGACCCACGAGUGUUGUCAUGUUCUCACACCUUCUGUAAGGGCUGUCUGGACAAUGUUCUGCAGGUCUCCAUUAAUUUCUCCAUCUGGCGUCCCCUCUGCCUGCCACUCAAAUGCCCUCACUGCUGCAGAGUGGUAGAGCUGCCAACCAACGGCAUGGACGCGCUUCCUGUCAAUGUCUGUCUGCGUGCCAGUGGCUUCUGCCUCACAAUCGGGCAGCAUCAAGGUUACGCCAUCGACGACCUGCAGAUGGCGUACAUGGAGCAUGCUGUGCAGACCCAUCUUCUGGAGCCUUUGAGAGGUAAGCGCUGGGAAGUGUGCGCGCUGACGGAGCGUCCACAGCAGGAGAAGCUUCGGAGCGAAGAGCUCGUUCAGAAUGACCGUGAGGUGGUAUUGCACUUCUUUCAGGGCCUCGAUCUCAUUCUCGCCCAGAAGAAGGAGCAGUUCCUUCAGGCUCUGGACGGUGUGAGCGUGCUGCUGGCACGUGCAUACAACCCACACAUUGAGCAGCUGAAGGACAUGCAGGAAGAACAGAGCGACCUGAUCUCUCUCAGCUCCAGUAUUGAGAGAGAAGACUGUCCGUUGGUUUACCUGGAGAAGGUGCAUCAGCUGAGGGAGCGCGUGAAUGCGUUGAGUCAGAAAACAUUACCCGAGGUUCCCUGUCUUCACAUCACACCGCGAGCAGAGCAGUUCUUCGAGGAACACUGGGCACGUGUGAUGAUCAGUGGGGUCAGAGACGGCCCGCUUCCAUAAAUUACCUGUCGCACUCAGGUGUGCUCGAUGAACGGCACUCGCUCUACAAGUCAGACCUGGUUCUGGCAUCUUGGUCCAUCUUCAGCAUUAGUCCUGAUGCUGCUCGUGCUGAUACGACGGCUCUGUGUUUGAACCCGAUGGGUGGAAGCACUCUUGGGUUCUCCGUUCUGUCAGGAGUCAGUCAUAUAGCUGAAAAUGUUUCCAGUGAACUUCAUGACAUGGGGAAGUUCCUUCUCUGUCUGCUACAGAACAUCAACAUGAUGUUAUGCUCUUCUAUUUUGACUUUAGGAGAAAACACCUGUUAACAUCUGCUUACCUUUCUCCAAACACUACACUAGUGUUGAACUGCUGCUGCUGGGCCUUAUUCGUGCAACGGGAGCAAAACAAAUGUCUAUUCUUUGCGUAAAUUGAAUUGAACGCAACAAUGGUUUUAUGAACGAGUUCCACAAUUUCAGUAAGAAUAGUUGAGCAGAACCAAUUUUUCAUUUAGAGAGAUACCGAUACAAAAUUUGUUUCGUUACCCAAUUAUUUAGAUCAACAUCUGCUGUUACUGCUUUUUUUUUUUUU